UCGACUUCCUGACCUCAAGUGAUCCACCCACCUCAGCCUCCCAAAGUGUUGAGGUCACAGGUAUAAGCCAUCACACCCAGCCAGAGUUGGCUUUUUAAGGUUGAACGUUGGUGGGAAGAAGCCAUCAGGAGCAGAUAUAGCCCUUGGACAGAGGAUGGGGCUGGGUUCUUAAGAGACUGCUGGAGGCUGUCUAUUCCAGGCUCCACCACAUGGGCUGGGACCAAGAAAGAGAGAACUGGCAACUGAGCUGGGCAAGGACUUAGCUUUCCAUUGCAGAGCACCUCUGCCCACCUGGAUCCCAGAGCAAUCCCUAAGCCAAGGCCUCUGCCUGGAGUCUUCCCAAGCUGUCCCCAUCCCUGCCAGCCCAGUCUGACCUGCAGCAGCACAGGCUGAUCAUUUCUACCUGCAGUAGGCUAUGCUGGAGACCAGGGAACUCAGAACUGCACCUGGCUUGGGCUCAGGUCCAUUAGUCCUCGGGGAGACAGGCUGAAGUGCUUGCCUGUGAAACUAAAGCAGACUGGGUUGGCCCCCUCUUCUGUAUCCCAGUGGAUGGAUGGAUGAGCGGGGCAAGGACGGAUAAAAUAAUCCUGGGCGAAAUUUCAGAAGACCUGGGAGCAGAGCUUUCUGGCUCUUUGAUCCUGGGCAAGUCACUUAACUCCCCGAGGAGCCCCCAGUGUCCCCCAUUUGGGCAUGAAUGAGAGCUGCUGGCAGGGUUGUCCUAAGGAUUGGGUGGGCUGCCUUGUUUGUCCCGUGCGUGUGUUUACUGGGGGUGGGAGGCAUGACAGUACCAGGAGUAAGAAGGCAGCCGUAUAUCGUAUGUCUCGGGGCAGCGUAUGCACUCUGCCUCAUGGAAUCAGGGCUGCUGAGGAGAGGCUUGCAGGACGGGCCCGGGAUGGUGGCCAGGUUCAUGCGCAUUUGGAACCCGCCCGCUGAGGGUCUCCUAGCAGCCCAGGCUCCGCCCCACUCCGGAGAGGCGGGAGUGGGGAGUGGAGAGUUGGGGGAGCUAACCACAGGAGUUGAUGCUUCUUCCCAAUCCCCGGAAAGGCGAAUUUGGCAUGUGAGCACCCAGACCAGCCCUUCCCCGAGGGACUGACCGUAAGGAGGCUCCCUCUCAGGGAUUAGUCCCCACUCGGAGGCCGAAGUGCUCCUGGCGCCGGGGCGGAGCUGAGCUCUAGAUGUCCAGGCGCGCACAGCUGGAGGGUCACGUGGCACGGCACCGGUCCCCCUUCCUGCCAACGCUGCAUUUGGCUCGGGCCCGGUCCAUGGCGGCCCCUGGGACCCUGCGCUGAGCCCCGGAGGCCAGGGCGUCCGGGGCUGCGCCACUUCCGAGGGCCAAGCGUGAGUGUCGGGACCCCAGGGCCCGACGUUGAGGGGAUGGCAGGGGUGGAAAGGAUUCGGCCUCAGCACGAGGGAGGCGGGCGGGGGAGGGGCCGCGGCUCCCGUCUCCCUGCCCGGUCCUGGGUCGCAGUCCUGGGCCGGAGCGAGGCCGCCAAGGAGUUGGCUACAUGGGUGAACUUCUCGUCCCUUCAGGCUGCCCGUCCUGGCGGUGCGACACGGCCGGAAGGAGGAGAACAACGCGAGGGGCUCAACUGCCGGUCGCUGGAGCCCCCCCCCGGGGCGUGGCCUCCCGCCCCCUCAUCUGGGAGGGCGGGGCUCCCUGCCCCCUGCCGCCGACUGCGACCCUUACAGGGGAGGGAGGGCGCAGGCCGCGCGGAGAUGAGGAGGCUGCGCCUACGCAGGGACGCGUCGCUCACGCUGCUCCUUUGCGCCUCCCUGGGUCUCCUACUCUACGCGCAGCGCGACGGCGCGACCCCGACGACUAGCGCGCCAAGAGCGCGAGGGAGGGCGGCACCAAGGCCCACCCCCCAGCCCCGCGCGUUCCAAUUACCCGACGCGGGUGCAGCCCCACCGGCCUACGAAGGAGACACACCGGUGCCGCCCACGCCCACAGGACCCUUUGACUUCGCCCGCUAUUUGCGCGCCAAGGACCAGCGGCGGUUUCCGCUGCUCAUUAACCAACCGCACAAGUGCCGCAGCGACGGAGCACCCGGUGGCCGCCCAGACCUGCUUAUUGCUGUCAAGUCGGUGGCAGAGGACUUCCAGCGGCGCCAAGCCGUGCGCCAGACGUGGGGCGCGGAGGGUCGGGUGCAGGGGGCGCUGGUGCGCCGCGUGUUCUUGCUGGGCGUGCCCAGGGGCGCAGGCUCGGGCGGGGCCGACGAAGUUGGGGAGGGGGCACGAACCCAUUGGCGCGCCCUGCUGCAGGCCGAGAGCCUUGCCUAUGCGGACAUCCUGCUCUGGGCCUUCGACGACACCUUUUUUAACCUAACGCUCAAGGAGAUCCACUUUCUAGCCUGGGCCUCAGCUUUCUGCCCCGACGUGCGCUUCGUUUUUAAGGGCGACGCCGAUGUGUUCGUGAACGUGGGGAAUCUCCUGGAGUUCCUGGCGUCGCGGGAUCCGGCGCAAGACCUGCUUGCUGGUGACGUAAUUGUGCAGGCUCGGCCCAUCCGCACGCGGGCUAGCAAGUACUACAUCCCCGAGGGCGUGUACGGCCUGCCCGCCUAUCCGCCCUACGCGGGCGGCGGUGGCUUUGUGCUUUCCGGGGCCACGCUGCACCGCCUGGCUGGCGCCUGUGCGCAGGUCGAGCUCUUCCCCAUCGACGACGUCUUUCUGGGCAUGUGUCUGCAGCGCCUGCGGCUCACGCCCGAGCCUCACCCUGCUUUCCGCACCUUUGGCAUACCCCAGCCUUCAGCCGCGCCGCAUCUGAGCACCUUCGACCCCUGCUUUUACCGCGAGCUGGUUCUAGUGCACGGGCUCUCAGCCGCUGACAUUUGGCUUAUGUGGCGCCUGCUGCACGGGCCGCAUGGGCCAGCCUGUGCGCAUCCACAGCCUGUCGUUGCAGGCCCCUUCCAAUGGGACUCCUAGCUCCCCAUUACAGCCCCAAAGUCCUAACUCAGACCCAAGAUGGAGCCGGUUUCCCAGGCAGAUUACUGCCGUGUAUGUGGUUCUUCCCGAUCACCAGGUGCCUAUCUCCACAGGAUCCCAGGGGAUGGGGGUUAAGCUUGGCUCCUGGUGGUCCACCCUGCUGGAACCAGUUGAAACCUGUGUAAUGGUGACCUUUUGAGUGAGCCACGGCUGGGUGGUAGAUGACCAUCUCUUGUCCAACAGGUUCCAGAGCAAUGGACAUGUCUGGUCCUCCUAGUAGCACAGAGGUGUGUUCAGGUGGGGUGGCAGGGGACUCAUGGAAUCCUACCACACUGCUGGAUUUGGAACCUCUAGGCUGACGCGGACGCAUGCAGAGGCUCUCAAGGCCAGGCCCCACAGAGAAGUGGAGGGGCUUCGGCUGCCACAGCCUUCAUGAACCUGGCAGGCACUCUGCCACAGCUCAUCUGAAAACAGACAUUGUGCUUCUCACAACCUCUCCUGGGCCCAGGUGUGGCCGAGCACCAGGGAUGGAGCCACACAUAAGGGACAAAUGAGUGCACGGUCCUACCUAGUCUUCCCCCACCUCCUGAACCCCCACAAGAAUGCCAGUCUCCUACUGGAGGCUGUAUCCCCUCAGAGGAGCCAAGGAAUGUCUUCCCCUGAGACGCCACCACUAUUAAUUUCCCAUAUUCUUCACCCCCUUGCUCAAAAAACCAAUACCCACACUUAGUACAAACAUCCCAGCAACAGCACAUGGCAGGCCAUUGCUGAGGACACAGGUGCUUUAUUGGAGAGGGGAUAUGGGCACAGGAUAAGGAAGGUUCCCACAUUCCAGGAGGAUGGGAACAGUCCUGGCUACCCCUGACAGUGGGGAUAUGCAAGGGCUCUGGCCAGGCCACAGUCCAAAUGGGAAGACACCAGUCAGUCACAAAGUCAUGGGAGCGCCACACAAACCUGGCUAUAAGGCCCAGGAACCAUAUAGGAGCCUGAGGCAGGUCCCCUGCACAUUCAUCAUUAAACUAUACAGGAUGAGGCUGUACAUGAGUUAAUUACAAAAGAGUCAUAUUUACAAAAAUCUGUACACACAUUUGAAAAACUCACAAAAUUGUCAUCUAUGUAUCACAAGUUGCUAGACCAAAAUAUUAAAAAUGGGAUAAAAUUAUA
Molecule: messenger RNA, 4086 nt
Organism: Piliocolobus tephrosceles (Ugandan red Colobus)
Lineage: Eukaryota; Metazoa; Chordata; Mammalia; Primates; Cercopithecidae
Gene: B3GNT9
Product: UDP-GlcNAc:betaGal beta-1,3-N-acetylglucosaminyltransferase 9
Exons: 1
Coding region: 1375-2922 (515 amino acids)
Biological process (GO): poly-N-acetyllactosamine biosynthetic process; protein O-linked glycosylation
Cellular component (GO): Golgi membrane
Molecular function (GO): UDP-glycosyltransferase activity; hexosyltransferase activity
Source: RefSeq, a predicted model, not a curated record